Prorocentrum cordatum is the source of this 2041-nucleotide messenger RNA. Lineage: Eukaryota; Dinophyceae; Prorocentrales; Prorocentraceae. The record is from the annotation of a GenBank genome assembly.
UCAAGGCCAUCAUGGCACAAGAUGGGCGAGCGAGCUUCGGCUAGCGAGGAUGACUGUGCGCUUAAGGAAUGACGUCUGAUCAUGACUCCGCUGCCCGCCCUAGCAAUGCCAAUGAUGCCGCCAUUGAGCUAAGUGCUCUCUCAGUGCAACGUGGAGAACUUCGAGGUGAUCCUGUAACCUUCGCCUUCGACAGCUCGGCAUUAUCAAACGCCCGAAAGCUCAAGGCGUUCGGCUUUGUGCGUUUCGUCGCGGCCUGGCACAUCAUCGCCUUCCACAUCGCGCUGUCAACUUCAUCAUCAUAUAAAUGUGAGUCUGUACCAUGCAACUUCGCUCUGUGGGGCCAGAGCUGGGUCACAUUUUUCUUUCUACUGUCAGGUUUUAUGAUCGCAUACUCCCAGCUUCUGAAGCCAGACCCUUCGCGACUUGGAACGGCCUUGUCUUUCAUGCGAAGGCGCUUGGCAAGUGUGUACCCGUUGUAUGUAUUGAGUUGUCUUUUACACAUGACAAUUCUGCUGUGCCUAGGGGCAGCCGUACCAUCUUCGUGGUGGACCUCUUUGCCGCUUUAUCUAGCGGCCUUCGGCCCAUCCUCUCGGCCCGUCAGCCGCUGUGCUUUGGGGGGUAGUGGUUUCGUAUUUGGGUGGGAGGCAUGGUCAUUUGGCCUGAUGCGUUCCCCGAGGCCAAAAACACGAAUACCACGUGCUUUCGUUUUGUAUGAGGGCCCAGGAAGCUCACGCGACAUACCGUGGCACAUAUGGGGAAUCUGGUGACAUUCGUAGUCUGGGCUUUUCAUAAUCAUAAGCAUGCCUGAGGUGCUCAGCGCUGAAAACUGCAUGUGCGUCAGAGCGCUCUACUACGUGCUCAAGGCGCGGUGACGGAUCUGCUGAUGUUGCAAACAUGGACCUGGCAGAGUUGCAACAACAGCAUGUUCUGUUGCCAAACGUGGAGUCGGGUUACUUGGUAUGUCGCCGAUCUGGUUUUCUAUUGGCUGUGCUUCUUCUACGUGUUUCCUCGCUUCAAAGCGCUCUCCAAUCGUGCUACCAAGGUUGGUUUCAUCUUUGGGAUGGUGUGUACAUGCGUGUGGCCAUGCGUCAUAUAUUUGCACUUCGGUGCCGGUGAUCCGAUUCCAUGGGAAGCUCCAUUGGUACGGCUGGCAUUGUAUCAUCCAAUUUCGUUUGCGCACGUGUUCUGGAGCGGCAUGUGCUUAGCAAAGAUGUUUGUUGCGAGGAGCGAGCAAGGUGGGGACAAUAUGGAUUUACUCUACUCCUGGAGCACAGAAGUUUCGCUUGCCAUCAUGCUGCUCGUCUUCCUCCUAGUCGACAUGUCCGAGCCGCUCGUGUUUUGCGUGCGGUCGGGCGUUCUUCUGCCACUCCAGGCGCUUUUCCUUUGGGGCCUUGCAGCUGAGGACGGCGUCCUUCCGCGACUUCUGUGUCGCGGGCCGCUGCCACAAUUGGGGGAUCUCUCGUUAGGGCUUUACGUCUUGCAGGAUGCGUUGGCGAUAGAGGUUUGGAUGCCGAAAGGGCUCUUGUUCAUGCUCGUCCCUCCAGCGUAUCUCGCUAUAGUAUUCGCUGCCCACCGCCUCAUUGAAAAACCAAUGGCAACGCUGUUCCUAAGGUGACUUAGGCGUCAGUUUGCAGGUCAGGGGAAUAAUCGAGCUCGCAGUUUUUAGGAUGCCUUCCUCAGCCUCGUCCUACUCUCCCUCCUCGUCGUCUUCUGUCCGUGCUCGUGCGACUUACUAUAAGCUCGUGUUUUGUGCACCCAGCCAGUUUCACUUACUCUCUGAGCUUCGCUGGGGCGAUCACAAGGCAAGGGUUGGAGGCAGUAUUUCCACUGCCCUCGGCAAUCUGGACCUCAAACGUGGGUGGCGCAGUCUAAUUGUAUGUUUGACGGUCUGGACUUGGGUGACAUUGCGUGAGAAGUAAUUUGCGCCGCCUUCUCUCCAAUGCCGAUCAUCAUGGAAUUCCAGACGCUUCGCGUAACCCCACCAGUUUCGACCCGCUCUCUGGAAUCUUCCUUGGAUCCGAAAAAAAGCGUAACCCCACCA